AUGAUGGAGGAGCAUCAUAUCGAAGGCUUUGACGCUUCUUCCUUUUUUACACUGCACGAUUACGAUUCCUCCGGCUCGUGGACUACCGACGAGGUGCGCAAGACAUACGGCAUCGACGACGAGACCAACCAAGGAAAAAGCGAAGGCCAAAAGUCAGAUGCUGUUCGACAGGUUUUCAACCUGUUUGAUACUGAAAACACCGGUUUCAUUACCCGGGAUAAUUGGUUGAAAGGAAUUGCCGCUGGCACUCGGUUACCCGAUCUUGGAUUCGGCCCCGGACACCACGGUGACAUUGAGUACGAGUACGAGAUUCAUCACUUCGAGAAAUAUCACGGCGAUGAUGCUACGGAGGAAGAGUUGAACCAUCCGGAAGACAUCGAGCAUUUUCGCCAGCAUGAUGAAUUGGAGCGUGCUCAGAUGCGCCUCGACCAAUUGGAGCAAAUGGCAGUUGUUGUGAGCAAUAUUCCCUCGAAAUUUCGGCGCAAUUAG
This is a messenger RNA of Penicillium angulare, 489 nucleotides long. Its product is annotated as nucleobindin SSP120. The transcript has 2 exons. Gene Ontology annotation, cellular component: endoplasmic reticulum-Golgi intermediate compartment; extracellular exosome. The coding region runs from base 1 to 489 and encodes 162 amino acids. Gene Ontology annotation, molecular function: calcium ion binding. Lineage: Eukaryota; Fungi; Ascomycota; Eurotiomycetes; Eurotiales; Aspergillaceae. The record is from RefSeq and is a predicted model, not a curated record.